Molecule: messenger RNA, 1218 nt
Organism: Chroicocephalus ridibundus (black-headed gull)
Lineage: Eukaryota; Metazoa; Chordata; Aves; Charadriiformes; Laridae
Exons: 2
Coding region: 116-1183 (355 amino acids)
Source: RefSeq, a predicted model, not a curated record
UCCUCAGCCCCGGGGAGGCCUGGCCUGGGUUUGGGGCAGGGCCCGGGAGGCCACACUGUCACCCCUCGUGGGGUUGUCCAUCCGCCCGGGGCGGUCGGAGCUGCUGCCGGACGGGAUGGGCCUCGUCCAGCCCGAGCGCAGGGGGACAGGUAGCGGGCGGCGGGUCCCCCGCCAUGGCUGCCGCUGCCGGGGGGCCGCGGGUCUCGCCGCGCUGGUGCCCGGGCUGGCCCUCGGGCACCGGCUCCGUCUCCCCUUUCUGCGGGCCGGGGCCACGGCGCUCCCUACCUCUCCCGCGCCGUUCCAUCCUGCCCCGUGCCGUGGUGUCCGUUGGAGUGCUCUGGGGGCUCUGGCGGCGCUGAUGCACCGCGCUACGAGUUCCCUGUGCUCAAACAGAGAAGGCAGCGCGGGGCACACUGUCCGGAGCAUCGCCCGUGCCCCGCGGCCAGGCACGGCUUCGCGAGAGGUGGCAACCGAGAGGGUGUGGGAGGGCAGGAGGUCCUGCGAGCCCCUGGCCGUUCUGGGUCAGUUGUCCCCCUGCAGCAGCUGCGUAUCUGGCACAGGGGCACAUCGCGGUCACCUCGUCUGCAACGUUCUUGGAUCUCUGCAAACGGCUCCGGCGGGCGCGUUGCUGGGAAGGUCAGCCCUGUCUCACAGAUCCCGUACCUGCUGCUUCGCAGGAGCCAGGCCUCCAGGCCCCUCCUGUAGCAUUCAGCUUCACCGCUCCUUCUUCAGCCCAGCAGGAAAAUGUCAGCCCAAACAAGCAGCAGCCUGCCAAGAGAUUUUUAACCCCUUCUAUGGCCAUCCAUUGAAGGAACACCAUGUGUCACUGGGCAAAUUGUUCCCCUAUCCUGCAGCAAGACCUCUGUCCUACACACGGGAGGCUGCUGACAGCAAGGGGGUUCCCUCCCCAAAGCCAGGUCACAGCGGGACUGCUCCUGGAGCAGGCUGGAAGAUCCCCAUCCCCAUCCCCUGCACUGAUCCUGAUGGGAGACAGCUGGGCAUCGAGGGGCCAGUGACCCAAGCGAGUGCUGACCCCAAGGGGCGCAGGCCUGGCGGGGCUGUGGAUGCCACGGAGGGAGCUUGGUCUUCAGGCUACACACACCCCCUGGCUGCAGGAUGGUCUUCGCCAGCUAAUUGCACCAGAGAAGCCUGGAGGCAGCGCCCACUUGGCACCUGGCCAUGAUGCCAUCGGCCUGUCCUUGUUUUUAUCUUGAAGUG